AUGGCGUCCCGCCUUCUCUCACUCUUCGCCUUGGUCUCAGUCGCCAGUUGUCACGCCGUGGACGUUGCGCCACGGGCUGACAGCACGGACUCCUCAGGGAAAUAUGUCAAGUUUCCAGUAAUCCAUUCUACAAACCAGGACGUUUUCGCCGAUGUGUGGGCCAAACGUGAUGUCUGGUCGUCGAAGCGAGGUAUCCAGACGUUGCCGUUAGCCAAUCGUUCCGAUGUGGCUUACUAUGCGAGAUUGGAUAUCGGCAACCCACCGCAGCCGAAUUAUGUUCAACUGGAUACGGGCUCCUUUGAAUUAUGGGUGAAUCCUGACUGUUCAACUUUGGAGGCGACAUCCGAUAUUCGGUUCUGUCAAGCGGUUGGGUCCUACAACCCAUCCUCCUCAUCGUCUUCUGUUGUCUCAACGUCGACGAAAACCUUGAGAUAUGGUAUCGGCAGUGCCAACAUUCAGUACGUCACUGACGAUAUCACAUUUGCCGGCUCAAAUUCGCAACUCAAAAGUGUGCAGUUUGGUGCAGCUACUACUACAGUAGAUGAAUUCUCGGGGAUUCUAGGAAUUGGACAUGGUGAAAAUGUUACAAUUCGUUACAAGAACUUUGUGGACGAAUUGCAGGACCAGGGAGUCACUGACACCAAGGCAUUCAGCCUCGCUCUUGGUAGUAAGAGCGAACAGGAGGGCGUGGUUAUUUUUGGAGGUAUCGACACGGGCAAGUUUGCUGGUACACUACAGUCGCAGCCCAUUAUACCCGCAGCGAAAUCUCCAGAUGGCGUGCCCCGUUAUUGGAUCGCGAUGGACCACAUGAGCCUCACGCCGCCCAGUGGAAACGUGAAGAAGUACGACAACUCAACCAUGGCUGUCUUCCUCGACAGUGGCGCAACUCUGACGCUACUUCCUCAGGCCCUCGCCGAUGCGGUAGCUGCAGACUUCGGCUCUGAUGGCACCGAUUCCAAUGGAUUCUACUUGGUUGAUUGCUCACUGAACAAUCUUCCGGGUACCGUGGACUUCGCGUUUCCCGGCAUCACAAUUCAGGUGCCGUAUAACGAGAUGAUCCGGGAGCUCCGCACCAGCUUUGGAACGCAGUGCUACCUCGGCAUUACCCCGAACUCGGAUUUCGUCCUGCUCGGCGACACGAUGCUGCGGUCUGCGUACGCCGUCUUCGACCAGACCAACGACGCCAUCCACCUUGCGCAGUAUGUCAACUGCGGAACCAACGAAGUGGAGAUCACCACGUCCAUGAACAUGAGCCAGAUAACUGGACAGUGCGAUCCGCCCAACUUUAGAAACUCGGCCUCGUCUACGGGAUCAGGCACGCUGCCUACAGGCACCGCCACGGGCACUGGAGCAGCCGCUGGCAGUACUGGCACCGGCAAUGCGGCGCCCUCGCUAUACACUGCCUCAACUGUUUGGAUUCCCGUCUGGGUUGGUGCAUUCUUUGCGAUAGGAUUGGCUGGAAUACUUUAA
This is a messenger RNA of Neoarthrinium moseri, 1470 nucleotides long. RefSeq lists its product as uncharacterized. Bases 1 to 1470 code for a protein of 489 amino acids. The record is from RefSeq and is a predicted model, not a curated record. The transcript has 3 exons. Gene Ontology annotation, biological process: proteolysis. Gene Ontology annotation, molecular function: aspartic-type endopeptidase activity. NCBI's taxonomy places the organism in Eukaryota, Fungi, Ascomycota, Sordariomycetes, Amphisphaeriales, Apiosporaceae.